Drosophila novamexicana is the source of this 1083-nucleotide messenger RNA. Its product is annotated as fibrinogen-like protein 1. Lineage: Eukaryota; Metazoa; Arthropoda; Insecta; Diptera; Drosophilidae. Bases 1 to 1083 code for a protein of 360 amino acids. The transcript has 2 exons. The record is from RefSeq and is a predicted model, not a curated record.
AUGGAAAAAGUAUGUCAACAAAAUUUGACAAAUUUACAACAUAGCAACAUUGAGCUGAAAGAAAAUCUUUCAUUAUGCAUGAUUGAAAUUGAAAGCAGUACAAAACUUAAGGAAGAGAAAGAAGUCACAGCACAACUCAACUCACAAAAAGAGGCGUUACAAAAGAAUUUAACUGAAUGUGAUGUAAAAGUUUCCCAUCUUAGUUUGAAUAUUGAUUCAUUGCAAUCUACACUUGACGAUUUCCAAAAGAGUAUGAAUACUCAACUGCAAAGCUCUCAAAAUAAAUUCAGAGACGUGGAGUCAAUUUUAAGCAACUGCCAAUCUUUUUUAAGUCUCAGUGAAAUUCAAGUCGCAGAGUGCAACUCUUACGUAAAGAGCAAUAAUGAAAAGAUUCACGACAUGGAAAGAGUAUGUCAACAAAAUUUGACAAAUUUACAACAUAGCAACAUUGAGCUGAAAGAAAAUCUUACAUUAUACGACAACUGUCCACCCUUUGGCAACGUAACAGAUGCUAAGUUAAUAUCCGUACCCAACCAGCAACCUUUAAAAGUGCCCUGCACCGUAGACAGUGAUAACUAUGUCUGGUCAGUUAUUGAGCGUCGGUUGGACCAAAAUCUAAACUUUAACCGUGGCUGGAAGGAAUACCGCGAUGGGUUUGGAAACUUUAAUGGCGAGUUCUUUAUCGGACUGGAAAAAGUGCAUCUGAUGACAUCGUCAAAACCUCACAAGCUGUUAAUACGUUUAGUUUCUGAAGGUGAAACUCGAAACGCCAUUUACAGCAACUUUAAAAUUGGCAGCGAGAAUGAGGGCUAUCCAAUAACAUCACUCGGCACAUAUUCAGGAGAUGCUGGCGAUGGAUUGCGGGAAAGUCUAAAUCAAAAGUUUAGCACCUUCGAUCGCGAUAAUGAUCAAGUCGAGGAUGUUAACUGCGCUAAGGAUGCGAAAGGAGGCUGGUGGCUUACGGAAUGUGGCAAGUCAAAUCUGAACUUUAACCGUUAUCAAAAAGUGCUCUGGAACGAUCUGCUGGACAGUCCAGUUUCUGUAGAAAUCUCGAUACGGCCAACAGAUAUUGCGAACAAUUAA